Molecule: messenger RNA, 1356 nt
Organism: Aspergillus wentii DTO 134E9
Lineage: Eukaryota; Fungi; Ascomycota; Eurotiomycetes; Eurotiales; Aspergillaceae
Product: MIP/aquaporin family protein
Exons: 3
Coding region: 1-1356 (451 amino acids)
Biological process (GO): glycerol transmembrane transport; water transport
Cellular component (GO): plasma membrane
Molecular function (GO): water channel activity; glycerol channel activity
Source: RefSeq, a predicted model, not a curated record
AUGGCAGGUCUAACCAGCGACGACAGCCAUCCUCACUCCCGAGACUACGGCCUCCAACCCUCCUCCCACCAACAACAAAAAGAAGAUCAACAAGACCAACAAAAUACAAUCCACCACCAUCCCACCGACCGAGCAAGCACCUACAACCUCGAACCCCGGCCCUCGCACCAACGCUCCCACGCCCCCUCCCACUCCAUCGCCGGCCCCCCCGACCCAUCCGCCAACGAUGUCUACAUCGACCCAGAGUACCACAAACAUAACCCGCGGUACAUGAAGAACCAGGAAGAGCCGAUAUGGGGACUCGCGAAACCGCUGCCUCGCGUUGUGCGGUCUGGGACGAAGCGCGACGGCUCGCAGGACCAUGAGAUGUAUCAGCCGGAGAGCAAGGGGGAGUCGGAGGCGGUUCCGGCGAUGGACCAGACGCCGCAUCUAGGGGAUGACCAUUGGAUGGAUGAGGGGGAGGAGCAUAAGGUACGGCAUACGGAGGAUAAGGGGGAUGAGGGGGAGAAUCUGAAUCGGUGGUCGAAGGUGAGGAUGAUGGUCAGAGCGCCGUUGGCGGAGUGGUUGGCUACCACGGUUGCCAUGUUGAUCGGCCUAUGCGGCACAUUAUCCGUCGGCACAGGAGGAACAGCAGCAGGCGGCCGGAUCUGCUUGUACUGGUCCUGGGGCUUUGGCAUCAUGGUCGGCAUCUAUCUGGCCGGUGGUGUCAGCGGUGCUCAUCUCAAUCCUGCUAUCUCCAUUGCAUUAUGGAUCUUCCGCGGAUUCCCGAGUAAGCAGUGCGCAUACUACAUCGUGGCACAGCUGCUGGGCGCACUCACAGCCGGAGGACUCGCGUACUGCAUCUACCGUGACUCGAUCAUCAAUCUCGCGCCGGGCGUGUCUCUCGGCGCGACGGGAUUGGGGUUUUAUACAGAGCCGUUGGCUUUUGUGCGUAAUGUGACGGCGUUCUUUAAUGAGUUUGUUUCGGCUGCGAUCCUCCUCUGCACGAUCUUUGCAAUGGGAGAUAAUAGCAAUGCGCCUCCUGGAGCGGGUAUGCAUUCGUUUAUCAUCGGGUUGAUCAUCUUUGUUUUGGACAUUGGUUUUGGCUAUAACACUGGAGGCUGCUUCAAUCCCGCCCGCGAUCUCGGCCCCAGACUAGUAGCUUUAAUGGCCGGUUACGGAGGCGAAAUCUUCAAAGAACGCAACGGCUGGUGGUUCUGGGGCUCCUGGCUGGCGACGAUAUCCGGUGCUCUGGCGGGGGCAGCGAUGUACGAUAUCUGCAUCUUUAUUGGGGGCGAGUCGCCGGUGAAUUUUCCGCGGCAUAAGAAGAAGAGCAAGAAGGGAGAUCUGGAAAGUGGGAAGAAUGUGCAGAGUUGA